AUGCCGAAGAUCCCUUUUACCACUUCAUUCAAACAGAAAAAUAGAGUUCUCUUCAAAGGUGUUAAAGUCCCAAAAUUUGUGCAAUGGAGUGAAAGAAAUCAAAAGAAUGAUUUCCAGCAUUUGGAACGGCAGAUUGAAAAAGAUAUUGCAUUCAAAAGAUAUACUACAUAUCUCUCAGAAUUUAAUACAUUUUUCAUCUUCACGUGGCGGACAAAAGAAGACUAUAUACUAAACAAAGAUUACUAUUGGAAUUUGUUUUUCCGUAAGGGAUUUAAUUCAGGAUCUUUAAAUAGUAAAAUAGGCUCAUUAUUUCUAAGUCAAAGGUUAAAUAAUACAGUUUUCCAAAAGUGUUUAAAAAUAGAUUUUCUAAAACCAAGAACAGAGUAUAGAUUAUUUUUACAAAACAAUACUGACGUUGAAGGUCUUGAAGAAGUAAUUAAUUACACGCAAACGAACAGAGAUUUACAACUGCAUUGUGUUGGAAUGAAUGUGAAUCCACAUGCUAAGUCGCCAAUGUUAGGUACAUUAAAAUAUAUCCAGCCAUUGUUGGAAGAAUCUAAUAAUCUAUACAAGAAUAUUGAUUAUUUGAAAUUGCUUGAAAUUGCAAAAAUGCAACCAUCAGAUGAACCAGGCAAAGUAAAGAUAAAGUACUUACUGCAACUACUAGCCAAAAGUAAAUUAUCUUCGCCGAAGUUAGUAGAUGAUGGUAGAUAUUUAAUAUUCUGCUGA
Messenger RNA from Naumovozyma dairenensis CBS 421, 729 nucleotides. It is a transcript of the gene CBT1, whose product is annotated as Cbt1p. NCBI's taxonomy places the organism in Eukaryota, Fungi, Ascomycota, Saccharomycetes, Saccharomycetales, Saccharomycetaceae. The coding region runs from base 1 to 729 and encodes 242 amino acids. The transcript has a single exon. The record is from RefSeq and is a predicted model, not a curated record.